AGCUUUAGUCGAUCGAGGCUGGGUCAGGUCUUUCCAUAUUGACACUGCCUAGUGUCGCCAGCCUGUGCAAGGAAUUUUGGAUGAGUAUCGGUGGUACUGGCUGUGCUGCUGCAAAAUGCCUCAUGGGCGUAACCAAGCAAGCUUGACGAUUGCACAGCUUCGUUGUCAUUGUCCAUUCGUUACAUUAUCGUUCUGUUGGGGGGUGACGGGAAGGCUCCCUCAUACUGUCACCCAUAUUUCCUUUCAGCUAAAUUUUUUAUCUGGGGCGUUGCAAAAACCUAGGUAUCUCGACGUGCUUGUGCUUCCAAGUGUCUUCAGUUUGCGGACAUAUUUCUCACGCUGGCCACAGGGUGUGCAAACUUUUCAGCGUCUGAGGCACACCAAAGCGCCUACGCAGGGUUUUAAUAGUGUCCACUCCUAACUGGGCAAUGGUUGGGAAGGCCAGGACGAGAAGCAAAGGCCAAAUUGAAAUAACGUUUAGCGCGUCUAUUGAGACGCUGUGGUUUCGAUGACCAAAAGAUCGUC
This is a messenger RNA of Cantharellus anzutake, 525 nucleotides long. RefSeq lists its product as uncharacterized. The record is from RefSeq and is a predicted model, not a curated record. NCBI's taxonomy places the organism in Eukaryota, Fungi, Basidiomycota, Agaricomycetes, Cantharellales, Hydnaceae. The transcript has 2 exons. The coding region runs from base 116 to 421 and encodes 101 amino acids.